This is a messenger RNA of Botrytis fragariae, 2145 nucleotides long. RefSeq lists its product as uncharacterized. The transcript has a single exon. The record is from RefSeq and is a predicted model, not a curated record. The coding region runs from base 1 to 2145 and encodes 714 amino acids. NCBI's taxonomy places the organism in Eukaryota, Fungi, Ascomycota, Leotiomycetes, Helotiales, Sclerotiniaceae.
AUGGCAAGCAACAGGUAUCAAUACAAGCCAUUGACUGAACAUGAUUCGAUUCGGCUUCUGGGUUUAUCACCUUCUGUUGAUACAACAGCUGAUAUACAUUGCGCCUUAUUGACAACCACGUUAGGCAAAUGGGAUAACGAUACGUUUAAUGGAUAUACAGCCCUAUCUUAUGUUUGGGGUGACCCGGAAAAGAAGAAAGUGAUAUACAUCGGCCACGAAGUUAUUGGGAUCACAGUUAACCUGGAUUCCGCCCUGCGUGAUAUCCGUGACCCUUUGAUGAAACAAUAUUUAUGGAUAGACGCGAUCUGUAUUGACCAGGCGAAUUCUUCCGAGAAGAGUAAGCAAGUGAUACAAAUGGCAAAAAUUUAUCAGAUCGCUCGAAACACAAUUAUUUAUCUUGGGGAGUCUACCGAAUCAUCGACACUGCUUCUGGGAGCAAUUUCACGUUUCUGCAAACAGAAGCCAGGCCAUGUAAGGUCAAAAGGGUUGUCAGAUUUUUUGUUCAACGACACUGCUGCUCAUACGGAAGAGCAUAAUGAAAAGGCGUGGAAACUCGUCUUGGAACUAUUGGAGCGACCUUGGUUCACCAGAGUCUGGGUAUUUCAAGAGUUGCUCUUUUCAGUGGACCCAUGGGUGCAGUGUGGACGACACCGUGUCAGUUGGGGACACCUUUCCCAGGUCACCAAAGCAAUAGCGAUUUUCUUCGCUGCCUUCGAACAACCGGAGGCAUACCGUGUAUUUGCUGCGAUGAAUAAAGAACGAAGCAAUUUCAAUUCAAUUAGAAGACCCUCCAAGACUUUGGCAGAGAAUCUGAUCAGCUUUUUGACGGUCAGAAGGGGACUGGGAGCUUCUGAUCCUCGCGAUAUGGUCUUUGCACACAAAGGUAUCGUGCAGGCCUCGCCAUAUCAGAAUUACCUUGAGGCAGAGGAUAUAGCGAUUGAUUAUUCCAAGAGCGUAGAGAAAGUCUUCGCAGAUUUAGCUUGCCACUGCUUGAAGACAUUUCCAGAUCACAGCAGAUUGGAGAUUUUGUCAUAUAAAGAAAACCACAAUGAUUGGCGGGCUAAGGAGAACGAACUCGAGGUACCUUCAUGGGUACCUAACUGGACAGUGAAAGGGUUUCCGCAUCCUUACCGACGUCUACGAGAAAUGGAACAUAUGUGGGGCAGCACUGUGCCCCCUAUUCUGUCUGAAGUACAAGUGCACACUUCCCCGACUUUAUAUACGUGGAUGAAUACGUCUCUCGUAUGCUCUGGCUGGCGGGCAGGCAACAUUACAAAGGUUUCUAGUGCUAUCACUCUAGUUCAAGCUGGCUGGAAGUUACCAAAAGAAUAUCUUUUUCGUCUAUUUUUAGGAGGAAAUUCACGCCAAAAGAUCUGGAUUCAUGCACUGACUGAAUUGUAUCGCCACUGGUGUGAUGUCUUAGGACCGCUUUAUAGUGAUGCCAACAUCAUGAAAUCAAACUCCGAUGACUCUGCAUCGAGUCGUCCACAACUACUCAUUGAUUUGUUCAAAGCGCAAUCACAGAGUCUUAGAAUGAAAAGAAUUGACGAAAUUGCCCAGACUCUUUCUCCAUACGAAAUACUUCCAACGAUGGUUAACGGAUUCUUCCAGAGAAACUGGGGGAAUGCGAGCCUGUUCGCUUCUACCAUGAGUGUUAUCAUAUGGGCCCAUGCCGUUAUUUUUGAACAUGGAAAAGCUGAAACUGCCUUUUCAGAGGUCCUUUACGACAGAAGGUUUGCCACACUCGAAGAUGGAACUCUAGUUUUAGUGCCAGUGACAGCUAUGAUAGGAGAUGUUGUUUGCUGGCUAAGUCCCGAUCUAACCACUCCUUUUGUUCUUCGGGAAAAAGCUGGGCCACCUGCAAUUUCAGAAAACACGAUUAAAGAUCUUGGUCUCCCACUUUUGAGAGAUUCUGAGCCUGCAUAUUCAGAAUAUGCCUUUGUGGGCGAAUGUCACAUCGACACUUCGAUCUACAGCCACGGUCAGGAAUCAACUCGGUUAAAUAUCACAAUACCUCGAUCAACUAUCACAAAACCUCGAUCAACUAACCUUGACACAAAACCUCGCUCAACACAAAACGAUUAUUUCGGACAGAACCCUGGUCUUAGCAACCACCAUAAGCUUGAGACGUUUCUCAUAAGCUAA